UAAUGAAUAAUCACUUUUCGUAAUUGUAUUUUCUAUAUAUUUUGUAACAGAAAACAAAGUAACGAUUAAAUUUCAAUAAAUUUACAUCGUCUAAACUUUUUAUAUACCAACAUAAUGGAGUUUCCGUCCUUAGGGGAUCACUGUCAGAAUGAUGAGUGUAAACAAAUAGAUUUCCUACCACUGCAGUGCAAGUGCGGUAAAGUGUACUGUCGGGAACAUUUCAACGAUCACUGCUUAUCCGGCGACUGCGAACUCGCGCCCCCGCCUCGGCCUGUUAACUUCAAAAGUGAUGAUGUUAUAUAUAAGUGCUCCCAGAAGGGGUGUCGCAAGGGUAACUUGCAUGAUAUGAAUUGUAAUAAGUGUGGUAAACACUACUGUAUCGAGCACAGGUUCCAUCCGACCUGUCCAGAAAUAGAUGAUGAGACUAUGGCACAGAAGAUAGAAGAAUAUGAAGCACCCAGAAGACAAUUUGCUGAAGCCAACAAGGAUUUACAGGCAAAGAUAACAGAAAACAUAAGAAAAGCUCUCCAAUCAUCGGCAAAAGUGAAAACUGCAUCCAAAAUCCACCUCAUGAGAAUAAAACAAAAAGCCCUUGGAGACAAAGCAAUACCGGCUGACAAGAGAGUUCAUUUUGCUAUCAAAAAACCCACAGACACUCAAGCAAAGCCAGUGAAAAUCGUUCAAAAUGUUGAAAACAUAAUCAACCUUGAAAGCCUCAGGUUAGAACCAGAUCUUAAAGACACCAUAGCAGUAUUUAUAUCAACUAAAUUCACCCUGGGUAGAGCUAUAGACGCAAUUUGCAAUUUAUGCAACAUUAAAAAUGAUAAUAAUAAAAUGGGCACAACAAAAAUCAGGUUGUUUCGACAGCUGGAUGGCUACUGCAUAAGUCCUAUCAAGAUGGAUGUAGAAAUCGAGGAGUUGGUCAAAAAUGAGAUUUUGUUGGAAGGAGAUCGGCUGAUAAUGGAAUAUAUUGAUACCAAUGUUUUGAAUGACUUAGGACAGAGCCAAUUGUUUUUAAACAUAUAAUUCGACUUCUUAGCAUGAAUAAUUUUCUGUUUACUAAUAAUUAUAUACAAUAUAUUCCUCUAAAUAACA
Molecule: messenger RNA, 1095 nt
Organism: Aricia agestis (brown argus)
Lineage: Eukaryota; Metazoa; Arthropoda; Insecta; Lepidoptera; Lycaenidae
Product: AN1-type zinc finger protein 1-like
Exons: 3
Coding region: 115-1026 (303 amino acids)
Cellular component (GO): cytoplasm
Source: RefSeq, a predicted model, not a curated record